AUGACUCCAUCAAUCACUCUCCACACACUACUAUUCGUCUUCCUCUCCUACCUCGGUUUGGGUAUCUUCCACAUCCAAGCUCAAGCUCUCGUACCAGUACCGGCAGGAUGUGUAUCGGGUGUAUACUUCCAUGAUCACAUUCUCAAAGGAGGUGGUUCUCUGACUAGACAACCCGAUAGAGCGAAUUGCAAAGAACAAUGCCAUGUAACUGGAUUCAAAUAUGCUUAUUUCCGUAAGGAAAGUAGGAAAUGUUUCUGUACGAGUAGUGAUAGGAAGGCACCCCCUUCGAAUCAGCAGGUUGAGGGAAUUGAUAGUGAAGGUAGAUGUAAGGAUAGACAUGCUUCGAUCGAUUAUAUGGCCUCUGCAUAUCAUUUCGACAGAUGUUACGAUACCGUCCCCGGCGCCACAUCCCGAAAGAAAGAAGUUAACAAUAUCGAACAAUGUUUGGAUUACUGUCAAGAAGUCACGAAUUGUGGUCCUAAAGAUGCUUAUAGGUACUACAAGUAG
Molecule: messenger RNA, 507 nt
Organism: Kwoniella botswanensis
Lineage: Eukaryota; Fungi; Basidiomycota; Tremellomycetes; Tremellales; Cryptococcaceae
Exons: 4
Coding region: 1-507 (168 amino acids)
Source: RefSeq, a predicted model, not a curated record